Hippocampus comes (tiger tail seahorse) is the source of this 3239-nucleotide messenger RNA. Its product is annotated as polypeptide N-acetylgalactosaminyltransferase 15-like. The record is from RefSeq and is a predicted model, not a curated record. Bases 383 to 2200 code for a protein of 605 amino acids. The transcript has 11 exons. Gene Ontology annotation, cellular component: Golgi apparatus. Gene Ontology annotation, molecular function: polypeptide N-acetylgalactosaminyltransferase activity. NCBI's taxonomy places the organism in Eukaryota, Metazoa, Chordata, Actinopteri, Syngnathiformes, Syngnathidae. Gene Ontology annotation, biological process: protein O-linked glycosylation.
GCGGAACGGCCGACAUAAAACUACUUAAGUAAGCCUUUUUUUUCCUCCCCCGUGUGAUUAUGUCAUUUCGGCCUCCGUAUCUCAUAUUUGAUUGUUACUUCGUGUUAACAGCGAGAAGCAGGUGGACGCGCACAUGUUAAAUGUGUUAUUGGACGAGCCAAAAACGCGUGCCGGCUUUAGGACCGCGGGGAGUCCCAGAUGAUAAGCAAUCUAGUCCACUGUUUUGGACUUUCUGGGACUCUUGACAGCCUGGUUGCGGAGUCUAAUGGAUGCAAACGUGCUUGGUGCACUCGUGGUGCCGUGGGUUACUUUUUGGGGUGGACUGAAUGCGACAAUGGAACUCAGGAUUGAACAGGGCUAAGUUUUGGUGCCUCUCUGCAAAAUGGGGCUGUGGGGCUUGCACCGGCGGAUACUGUGUUUAUGGUUGUUGCUUCUUGGAUUCACCUUGCUUCUGCUGAUCGUUGCUGACCUUUUCCACGGAGGGGAACGUCACUCCCAGCAAAAAUUAGUCGGCGCCCCACGCCGCCCCUUCCAGCAGAGCCUUCGUCCGCCGGACGACUUGGAGCUUCUCGGAGACGCGGCGUUGGAACUUGUACCCGACUUCGUCCCCAUCAACUCGCUGAAAGAGGACCAGCUUUUGUUCGUGGCGUCCACGCAGGGCACAAAAGACCCACCGCACAAGAAGGGAAAUUACAAGGUGCUCUUGCCCGCGGCGAGGAAGGAAUUUCUGUCCGCUCGUGUGGGACAAGGAGCGCCGCCGGAUCGCUCUCUGCCCGAGACGCGACAUCCUAAGUGUCUUGGCGAGCAGUACAGUGAAUCUCUGCCCUCUGCCAGCGUGGUCAUCUGCUUUCACGACGAGGCUUGGUCCACACUUUUACGCACAUUGCAUAGCGUCCUCAACACAACGCCCAGAUCCUUCUUACUGGAGCUCCUCCUAGUGGACGAUCUCAGUACACAUGAUGACUUGAAGACGAUGCUCAGUGAAUACGUGUCCCAGCUGGAUGGGGUGCAUUUGAUUCGCAGCACAAAGCGUCUUGGGGCGGGCGGGUGCCGGAACCUGGGUGCGUCCAAAGCUUCAGGGGAGGUCCUGGUGUUCAUGGACUCGCAUUGUGAAUGUCACAGUGGCUGGCUGGAACCACUCCUGGAGAGGGUGGCCCAGGACAGGACCAGAGUAGUUUCCCCCAUCCUGGAUGUGAUCCACAGGGACACGUUCAAGUACAACGCCACCCGGUGGCCAGUGUGGGGAGUUUUUGACUGGAAUCUGGACUUUUCGUGGGAGUCCAAACCGCAACUACUGGACGGGGACUCAGACUUGGCGAUUGAACCUGUACUGAGUCCAGCCUUAGGAGGUGGAGUUCUGGCCGUUGACAGACAUUUCUUCCAUAACGUGGGAGCCUUUGAUCCGGGGAUUCUACUGUGGGGAGGGGAACAAAUUGAGCUGUCAAUCAGGGUGUGGUUGUGCGGCGGCUCCAUGGAGGUGGUUCCCUGCUCCCGCGUGGCCCACUUAGACUACCACCAGCUCCGCCGCCUCCAAGACCAGGAGCAACUUGAGAGGAACAAGAUCCGCAUCGCUGACACGUGGAUGGACACGUACCGCAAUAUCUUCUACAGGCGGGACACCUUGGCUCAUUUUAUACGGCAGUCUGAGAGGCCCAAUAUUACCGAGCGCCAGCAGCUGAAGAUGACUUUGGGCUGCAGGGACUUCCACUGGUACCUGACGACGAUUCAUCCCCAACUUUACAUUCCGCAGGAUAGACCGGGACUCUCAGGCGAGCUGUACAACGUCGCAGUUGGUGGCUGUGUGGACCACUCCCCGGGUCAAGGGCCCCACGGCGGAGCCAUGAUCCUCGCGCCAUGCAGCGGCACAGGCAGUCAGCACUGCGAUCUCAACUCUGACGGGGAAGUGCGAUGGGGCCCCGCGGGGGCGCUGUGUUUGGGCGCCCUCGGAGAACGGGUGGUUCUUUCCCAGUGUCAGCCGCCAAUCAGCGAAAGGCUUCAGUGGACCUUCAUAAAGCUGAGUGGCCAGUUGCUCCACCGGCAGUCCCAGUUGUGUGUGGAGGCUGUGAAGGACGGACGUCCCCCACGGAGCAUCCCCUCGGACGAAGUCGGCGCCCACACGGGUGAGGGGGACCUCGUCCUGCGCCCCUGCACGCGACAUCCGACACAGCAGUGGUACUUUGAGCAGCUAGUGUCACCCUAAUUAGCCCGACAAAGGGCUCAACUGCUUUUGACUUCAUAUUGGCGCACUGUCUGCUAAUUGUGAAGAAUAUAUGCAGAGUUGCGUUUUGUUAAUCAAGCAGCUGGUGCCUUUGACUCUUUAGAACCCACCCCUCGAUCUGAAUUCUGCACUUUGGAGGUUUCCUAAUAGCUAUCCCUCGCUAUAACAAGGAUCAUCUUUCACAGCUUCGCCGUUUCAGAGAUUUUUUUUGGUGCAUUUUUUUUUUUUUAACAGUGCAUUGUGUUCUGAAUCCUGAUUUGCAACCGGACAGUAGACUAAUGUCAGCAGUCUCCGCGUCUCAUCACUCAACAGCUUGCCAAAUUUUGCACCUGUCAGUGUUCUAACAUUCGACACGUGAUCAGUUGUUCUCAUAAUUUUUUAUUUAUUGAUUUUUUUUUUUAAUUCAGUUAGCAUCAGUAUGGGAACACAUCUUUUAAAAAAUAUAAAAUCUCAAAUCAAUAAAGAAGAGAAAGUACUUUUUUUUCCGGGGGGGUGGGGGGAGGGUCUAACUUUUGCUGAAGCACCAAAGUUCGUUCCCCCUCCGGAACACUUGUUGAGAAUCUGCAUGUCCUUCAGGCACCGCUCGUUUGUGUCCACUAGAGAGCGCUGUUCUUCACCUCAUCGCCCGGCUUUGUUUCACUCCCCGGUCACUUUCAGCGUUUCUUUCCGUCACUAAGUGGCGCUCAACGCUCGCAUGCGUGUCCAGCAGCUGUCCACCUGAUAACAGGUGUGUUUGCUUGAAACGAGAGCGACGUUGACAGUCACGCUAUCAACACAAAUAUAUUCAGAAGCUAGCCAUCUGUCUCCAACGGAAGCGCCUCAAUGGGGGUCAACGCCGUUCACAUUUGACUUCACGAUUCAUAAAUUGUGGUCGUGCUGCUUUCGGGAGGCAACGCUGAUUAUCCUCCAUCCAUUUUUUUUUAAAUAACGCAUCAUAAUAAAAGAACAGUCCAGUGAAUUGUGUUGUACGACACUCACAGCUGCUGGAACUUUGCUACAUUUUGAUGGCCAAUGUGAUUUU